Messenger RNA from Debaryomyces hansenii CBS767, 255 nucleotides. RefSeq names its product DEHA2B00242p. Lineage: Eukaryota; Fungi; Ascomycota; Pichiomycetes; Serinales; Debaryomycetaceae. The record is from RefSeq and is a predicted model, not a curated record. The transcript has a single exon. Bases 1 to 255 code for a protein of 84 amino acids.
AUGUCUAUCCAAGGUAAACUGAGUUUGGACAAUACAAACCUAGAAAAAGUACCUGUUUCACACUCUCUUCAGUAUGGAUUACGAAUGGACGGCGGAUAUGGUUGGGUAAUCGUGUUUGCAACAUUCUUGAUCGUGUUCUCUCCUAUGGGUUUAAAUUCGGCCUUCGGGAUUUAUUUUUCAUUCUAUCUUGAUCAUGGAGCUUUUAAAGGUGGCGGUAGGAUAGAUUAUGCCAUAAUUGGGGGAAUAUCUUUUUGA